UUCCCAGGAAAUGUCCCGGCCUCGCCGCCCGCCAUCAGGGUUCCCGGGCUCCUGAGCCUCCAGGAUGACAGAACGCCAGCUUGGCCAAAUCACUUGAUUGCCAGACUGCCUAAACGCAAGAUCUGCCUCUCUGGGUGACUCUGGCAGAGGGGGGUGGGGUGGGAUGUACAUCGGCAGGUGCUUUUACGCUGCGCUCGCCAGGCGGAGCCUUCUCCCCCUGCCAUGUUGCUCGCGGUCCUCUCCGGCCUCCCUCAUCUCCCUAGGCGUCUCUUCGCCCUAGGCAAGAGUUUGGCGUAGGCAACGAAGGGGCCCUCGUGACUGGCAGAGCAGCCUAGGGUAGACCAGCCUGAGACCGCUGCUGAGGCGGAGGGGGGUUGGUGUGUGUGUGUGUGUGUGUGGGGGGGAACUACGCUGCGCCCUUGUGGGUCUGAAGGCAGCCGCUACCAGCCUGUAGAAGAUAAGGGUUCACUUCCUUGGGAGAAACUCAUCUGGUUUGGGGCCCUGGUUGGGUGGGUAUGGGGGACAAGCAGAGUCCAGUCACUUAAAUUAGAGGGUAAAUUGUUCAAGGGACUCGUACACAACACUUCCAUCAAUCCCAUACCCGCUCCCGCCCCCAAUCUCAGUAUACAUCCCUGCGGUUUUGUCUUAGACUAGGGGUAGGACUGCCCUGGACUGAAUGAAGGGACCAUUCACCACCCCCACCCCUCCUGUUUCACUCACCCUUCAAUUCUUAACCCUGUCUUCUUCUGUGUCCACGAACCCAUCUCCUGGGGUGGGCUACAGCUAGCUGAGCUCCAGAGUGUCCUCCCCAGACCCAAGACUACAAGUUCAAAGCCAGUACCCAAGAUUUUCUCGCAAGACCCACGACUCCGGGGAACUGCAAUCUUCUUUGGUUACCUCUCCCCAGACAGUAUUCCCAUUUCCAAACGUGGAGGAGGCGUGUGUGUGUGUGCCUGAGUAUGCAAGAGUGUGUGUUUCUGUGCGUGAGUGCGUGUGUGUGUGUGUGUGUGUGUGUGUGUGUGUGUGUACACGGGAGGGGAUGUACUGAUGGUGAUCUUUUACAUGAAAACCGGAGGACUGAACUUAAAAGAAACUGGUCAAUUGUAGAACAAAUAGGAAUAAACAACCCUUUAGAUGUAAUUUGUGGUUUAUUAGGGGGUGCAGGUGGCGCUGAAGAACACCCCCCCAUCCAGUUUUUUUUUUUUCCUUAACUGCGCCUCCACCCCCAGCAUUUGGAGCGGCGGAGAAGCGGCUCCGGAGUGAUUAAUCCGGGGAUAAUUCACCCCCCCCCCGCCCCCCGGCGCGAACCCCGCGAAGCGGGAUUGGAGCGAGUCAUUUCCGAGAGCGCAGCGCGCCUCUCCCCGGCCGGGCGGACACUUGGUUCAUUCCAGCCGCAGAAGCUCAGGGCUCCCGCGUACCGGGAUUUUUUUCCCCCCCUCCCGGAGCAGGAAGAAAAAAAAAAAAAAAAAAAAAAAAAAAAGCUACAGAGCUCUCCUGACCUCCUUUCUCCUCGGCGGCGGGCGAAGCCUCUCCCUCGGGCUGCUGGCCGCGCUAUGCCGCGCUCGCGGGGACCGGAGCAAGGAUGUUGCGGCUGCCCGGCAGUGAGGGCUCGCGGCGAAAUCGGGAUUUGGGCGCUUGUGCCGGGUACCGGGAGUCGCUGGGGCCGCCCGCCGCCACCACCACCGCCGCCACCACCGCCGCCACCGCUGCUGCUGCUGCUGGGCUGGGGGCUGCUCAGUGCCUCGGCUGCCGCGGGCCAGAACUGCACAUUCCACCUUCAGGGUCCCAAUGGCACAGUGGAGAGCCCAGGGUUCCCUUACGGCUACCCGAACUACGCCAACUGCACGUGGACCAUCACCGCGGAGGACCAGCACAGGAUCCAGCUCGUGUUCCAGUCCUUUGCAUUAGAGGAGGACUUUGAUGUCCUAUCAGUGUUUGAUGGCCCACCCCAGGCAGAGAACCUUCGAACAAGGCUCACCGGCUUUCAGCUACCAGCCACCAUAGUCAGUGCGGCCAGCACCUUGUCCCUGAGCCUCAUCAGCGACUAUGCAGUCAGUGCCCAGGGCUUCCGUGCCAGCUAUGAAGUUCUUCCGAGUCACACUUGUGGGAACCCAGGGAGGCUGCCCAAUGGUAUCCAGCAAGGCUCCACCUUCAACCUGGGCGACAAGGUCCGCUAUAGCUGCAACCCCGGCUUCUUCCUGGAGGGCCACGCGGUGCUCACCUGCCAUGCCAGCUCCGAGAACAGUGCCACGUGGGACUUCCCUUUGCCUUCCUGCAGAGCGGAUGACGCCUGUGGAGGGACCCUGCGGGGCCAGAGUGGAAUCAUCUCCAGUCCCCACUUUCCUGCCGAGUAUCACAACAAUGCUGACUGCACAUGGACCAUCCUGGCUGAACUUGGAGACACCAUCGCCCUGGUUUUUAUUGACUUCCAGCUAGAGGAUGGCUAUGACUUCCUGGAGGUCACGGGGACCGAAGGCUCCUCUCUCUGGUUUACCGGAGCCAGCCUCCCAGCCCCUGUCAUCAGCAGCAAGAACUGGCUGCGGCUCCACUUCACAUCAGAUGGUAACCACCGGCAGCGAGGCUUCAGCGCCCAGUACCAAGUCAAGAAGCAGAUUGAGCUGAAGUCUCGAGGCGUGAAGCUGAUGCCCAGCAAGGACAAUAACCAGAAGACAUCUGUGUUAACUCAGGUUGGUGUGUCCCAAGGACAUAAUAUGUGUCCAGACCCUGGCAUACCUGAAAAGGGAAAAAGACUAGGCUCAGACUUCAGGUUAGGAUCCAGCGUCCAGUUCACCUGCAACGAGGGCUAUGACCUGCAAGGGUCCAAGAGAAUCACCUGCAUGAAAGUGAGCGACAUGUUUGCAGCAUGGAGUGACCACAGGCCGGUCUGCCGAGCCCGCAUGUGUGAUGCCCACCUCCGAGGUCCCUCGGGUAUCAUCACGUCCCCCAACUUCCCCAUUCAGUAUGACAACAAUGCACACUGCGUGUGGAUCAUCACUGCACUCAACCCUGCCAAGGUGAUCAAACUGGCCUUUGAAGAGUUCGAUCUGGAGAGGGGCUAUGACACCCUGACAGUCGGGGACGGUGGGCAGGAUGGGGACCAGAAGACAGUCCUCUACAUCCUGACAGGUACCUCCGUCCCAGACCUCAUCGUCAGCACACACCAUCAAAUGUGGCUCCUCUUCCAGAGUGACAGCAGUGGCAGCUCCCUGGGAUUCAAGGCUUCCUACGAAGAGAUCGAACAGGGCAGUUGUGGAGACCCUGGCAUACCUGCCUAUGGCCAGAGAGAAGGCUCUCGCUUUCGCCAUGGUGACACGCUCGAGUUUGAAUGCCAGCCUGCCUUUGAGCUGGUGGGGCAGAAAUCAAUCACGUGCCAAAAGAAUAACCAGUGGUCGGCUAAGAAGCCAGGCUGUGUGUUUUCCUGCUUCUUCAACUUCACCAGUCCAUCCGGGAUCGUCCUGUCUCCCAACUACCCUGAAGACUAUGGCAACCACCUCCAUUGUGUCUGGCUCAUCCUGGCCCGGCCUGAGAGCCGCAUCCACCUGGCCUUCAAUGACAUCGACGUGGAACCUCAGUUUGAUUUCCUGGUUAUUAAAGAUGGAGCCACCGCUGAAGCCCCGGUCCUUGGUACCUUCUCGGGAAAUCAGCUCCCCUCCUCCAUCACCAGCAGUGGCCAUGUGGCCCGUCUAGAGUUCCAGACUGACCACUCCACAGGGAAGAGGGGUUUCAACAUCACCUUUACCACCUUCCGACAUAAUGAGUGCCCGGAUCCUGGCGUCCCAGUUAACGGCAAGCGGUUUGGUGACAGCCUGCAGCUGGGCAGCUCCAUCUCCUUCCUGUGUGAUGAAGGCUUCCUCGGGACGCAGGGCUCUGAGACCAUCACCUGUGUUCUGAAGGAGGGCAGCGUGGUGUGGAACAGUGCCGUGCUGCGCUGUGAAGCUCCUUGUGGUGGUCACCUGACUUCGCCCAGCGGGACCAUCCUAUCUCCAGGCUGGCCUGGUUUCUACAAGGAUGCCCUGAGCUGCGCCUGGGUGAUCGAAGCCCAGCCUGGAUACCCCAUCAAAAUUACAUUCGACAGGUUUAAAACGGAGGUCAACUAUGACACCCUGGAAGUGCGAGAUGGACGGACAUACUCAGCACCUUUGAUUGGCGUUUACCAUGGGACCCAGGUGCCCCAGUUCCUCAUCAGCACCAGCAACUACCUCUACCUCCUCUUCUCUACUGACAAGAGUCACUCAGACAUCGGCUUUCAGCUCCGCUAUGAGACUAUUACACUGCAGUCAGACCACUGUCUGGACCCAGGCAUCCCCGUCAAUGGGCAACGUCAUGGAAAUGACUUCUAUGUGGGUGCUCUGGUGACCUUCAGCUGUGACUCGGGCUACACAUUAAGUGAUGGGGAGCCCCUGGAGUGUGAGCCAAAUUUCCAGUGGAGUCACGCCCUGCCCAGCUGUGAAGCUCUCUGCGGUGGCUUCAUUCAAGGUUCCAGUGGCACCAUCUUGUCACCAGGGUUCCCUGACUUCUACCCCAACAACUUGAACUGCACCUGGGUUAUUGAGACAUCACAUGGCAAGGGCGUGUUCUUUACUUUCCAUACCUUCCACCUGGAGAGCGGCCAUGACUACCUCCUCAUCACUGAGAACGGCAGCUUCUCCCAGCCCCUGAGGCAACUGACCGGCUCGAGGCUGCCAGCCCCCAUCAGUGCCGGGCUCUAUGGCAACUUCACCGCUCAAGUCCGCUUCAUCUCUGAUUUCUCCAUGUCCUAUGAGGGAUUCAACAUCACCUUCUCAGAGUAUGACCUGGAGCCCUGCGAAGAGCCCGAGGUUCCAGCCUACAGCAUCCGAAAGGGCUUGCAGUUUGGUGUGGGCGACACCCUGACCUUUUCCUGCUUCCCCGGGUACCGUCUGGAGGGCACGGCCCGCAUCACGUGCCUGGGGGGCAGACGGCGCCUGUGGAGCUCGCCUCUGCCAAGGUGUGUUGCGGAGUGUGGGAACUCAGUCACAGGCACUCAGGGCACUUUGCUGUCCCCCAACUUUCCUGUGAACUACAAUAACAACCACGAGUGUAUCUACUCCAUCCAGACCCAGCCGGGGAAGGGGAUUCAGCUUAAAGCCAAGGCAUUUGAGCUCGCUGAAGGAGACCUCCUCAAGGUCUAUGACGGCACUAACAACUCUGCCCGUUUGCUGGGGGUCUUCAGCCGCUCUGAGAUGUUGGGGGUGACUUUGAACAGCACGUCUAGCAGCUUGUGGCUUGACUUCAUCACAGAUGCAGAAAACACCAGCAAAGGCUUUGAACUUCAGUUCUCUAGUUUCGAGCUCAUCCGAUGUGAGGACCCAGGGACCCCACAGUUCGGCUACAAGGUUCACGAUGGAGGUCAUUUUGCAGGGAGCUCGGUGACCUUCAGCUGUGACCCUGGCUACAGUCUUCGGGGCAGUGAGGAACUGAUGUGUCUGAGUGGUGAACGCAGGACGUGGGACCGACCGCUGCCAACCUGUGUCGCUGAGUGUGGAGGGACAGUAAGAGGAGAGGUGUCAGGGCAGGUGCUGUCGCCCGGGUACCCGGCUCCCUAUGAACACAAUCUCAACUGCAUCUGGACCAUCGAGGCAGACGCCGGGUGCACCAUUGGGCUCCACUUCCUGGUGUUUGACACAGAAGAAGUCCACGAUGUGCUGCGCAUCUGGGAUGGACCUGUGGAAAGUGGGGUCCUCCUCAAGGAGCUGAGUGGCCCAAUGCUGCCCAAGGACCUGCACAGCACCUUCAACUCGGUCGUCCUGCAGUUCAGCACGGACUUCUUCACCAGCAAGCAAGGCUUUGCCAUCCAGUUCUCAGUGUCCACCGCAACCUCCUGCAAUGACCCGGGAGUCCCGCAGAAUGGGAGUCGGAGUGGUGACAGCUGGGAAGCCGGUGAUAGCACAGUGUUCCAGUGUGACCCAGGCUAUGCUCUGCAGGGGAGCGCAGAGAUCAGCUGCGUGAAGAUCCAGAACCGAUUCUUCUGGCAGCCCAGCCCGCCCACGUGCAUCGCUCCUUGUGGGGGAGACCUAACCGGGCCAUCAGGAGUCAUUCUGUCACCAAACUACCCAGAACCCUACCCACCAGGCAAGGAGUGUGACUGGAAAGUGACCGUCUCUCCAGACUACGUCAUCGCCCUGGUAUUUAACACAUUUAACUUGGAGCCUGGCUAUGAUUUUCUUCACAUCUACGAUGGAAGGGACUCUCUGAGCCCUCUCAUAGGAAGCUUCUAUGGCUCACAGCUCCCCAGCCGCAUUGAAAGCAGCAGCAACAGCCUCUUCCUCGCCUUCCGCAGCGACGCAUCUGUGAGCAAUGCUGGCUUCGUUAUUGACUACACAGAAAACCCAAGGGAGUCCUGUUUUGACCCUGGUUCGAUCAAGAACGGCACUCGAGUGGGCUCCGACCUGAAGCUUGGUUCUUCUGUCACCUACUACUGCCACGGGGGCUAUGAGGUGGAAGGAGCCUCCACCCUGAGCUGCAUCCUGGGACCUGAUGGGAAGCCGAUGUGGAACAAUCCGAGGCCAGUUUGCACAGCUCCCUGUGGUGGACAGUAUGUGGGUUCAGAUGGAGUGGUCCUGUCUCCAAACUACCCCCAGAACUAUACCAGUGGACAGACGUGCUUGUAUUUUGUCACCGUGCCUAAGGACUACGUGGUGUUCGGCCAGUUUGCCUUCUUCCACACGGCCCUCAAUGACAUCGUGGAGGUACACGACGGCUACAGCCAGCACUCCCGGCUCCUCAGCUCCCUCUCAGGCUCUCACACAGGAGAGUCGCUGCCCUUGGCCACCUCCAAUCAAGUUCUCAUCAAGUUUAGCGCCAAAGGUCAAGUAUCAGCCCGGGGGUUCCACUUUGUCUACCAAGCGGUACCCCGAACCAGCGCCACACAGUGCAGCUCUGUGCCAGAACCUCGCUAUGGCAAGAGGCUUGGCAGUGACUUCUCCGUGGGGGCCAUCAUUCGCUUUGAAUGCAACUCAGGCUAUGCCCUGCAGGGGUCCCCAGAGAUCGAGUGCCUCCCUGUACCUGGGGCACUGGCCCAGUGGAAUGUCUCUGCACCAACCUGUGUGGUGCCGUGUGGUGGCAACCUCACUGAGCGCAGGGGCACCAUCCUGUCCCCUGGCUUCCCAGAGCCAUAUCUCAACAGCCUCAACUGUGUGUGGAAGAUCAUGGUCCCGGAAGGCGCUGGCAUCCAGAUUCAAGUCAUCAGUUUUGUCACAGAGCAGAACUGGGACUCUCUAGAAGUGUUUGACGGAGCAGAUAACACCGUAACCAUGCUGGGGAGUUUCUCGGGAACAACAGUACCAGCCCUCCUGAAUAGCACCUCCAAUCAACUCUAUCUCCACUUCUACUCUGACAUCAGUGUGUCUGCUGCUGGCUUCCACUUGGAAUAUAAGACCGUGGGCUUGAGCAGUUGUCCCGAACCAGCUGUACCCAGCAAUGGGGUGAAGACAGGAGAGCGCUAUUUGGUGAACGACGUGGUCUCUUUCCAGUGUGAGCCAGGAUAUGCCCUCCAGGGCCAUGCCCACAUCUCCUGCAUGCCCGGGACUGUGCGUCGAUGGAACUACCCCCCUCCGCUCUGCAUUGCGCAAUGUGGGGGAGCAGUGGAAGAGAUGGAAGGGGUGAUCCUGAGCCCCGGUUUCCCGGGCAACUACCCCAGUAAUAUGGAUUGUUCCUGGAAGAUCUCGCUGCCCGUGGGCUUUGGUGCUCACAUCCAGUUUUUGAACUUCUCCACGGAGCCCAACCACGACUUCUUAGAAAUCCGGAGCGGCCCCUCCGAGACCAGCCGCAUGAUGGGAAGGUUCAGCGGGAGUGAGCUGCCUGGAUCCCUGCUCUCCACGUCCCACGAUAGCAUCGUGUACUUCCACAGCGACCAUUCCCAGAACCGGCCAGGAUUCAAGCUGGAGUACCAGGCCUACGAACUCCAAGAGUGCCCAGACCCAGAGCCUUUUGCCAAUGGCAUCGUGAGGGGAGCUGGCUAUAAUGUUGGACAAUCAGUGACCUUCGAGUGCCUUCCAGGAUAUCAACUGACCGGCCAGCCUGUCCUCACCUGUCAGCAUGGCACCAAUCGGAACUGGGACCACCCCCUACCCAGGUGUGAAGUCCCCUGUGGUGGGAACAUCACCUCUUUUAAUGGCACCGUGUAUUCGCCUGGAUACCCCAGUCCCUACUCCAGCUCCCAGGACUGCGUCUGGCAGAUCACUGUCCCCAUUGGUCAUGGCGUUCAUCUCAACCUCAGCCUGCUCCAGAUAGAGCCCUUCGGAGACUACAUCACUGUCUGGGAUGGGCCACAGCAGACAUCUCUGCAGCUUGGGGUCUUCACCCGGAGUUUGUCCAAGAAAAUAGCACACAGCUCCUCCAACCAGGUCCUGCUCAAGUUCCACCGGGACACGGCCACGGGUGGGAUCUUCGCCAUUGCCUUCUCAGCUUAUCCACUCACCAAGUGCCCUCCCCCGACCAUCCUCCCCAAUGCUGAAGUGGUCACAGAGAACGAAGAAUUCAACAUAGGUGACAUCGUCCGCUACAGGUGCCUCCCAGGCUUUACCUUAGUGGGGAGUGAAAUCCUGACCUGCAAGCUGGGAACCUACCUGCAGUUUGAAGGUCCACCCCCAAUAUGCGAAGUGCACUGCCCGACCAAUGAGCUUCUGACAGACUCCACUGGAGUGAUCCUUAGCCAGAGCUAUCCCGGAAGCUACCCACAGUUCCAGACCUGCUCCUGGCUGGUGAGGGUUGAGCCAGAGUACAAUAUCUCGAUCACGGUGGAGUACUUCCUUAGCGAGAAGCAGUAUGAUGAAUUUGAGAUCUUUGACGGUCCCUCAGGGCAAAGUCCUCUACUGAAAGCUCUCAGUGGGAAUUACUCGGCUCCCUUGAUUGUCACCAGCUCAAGCAACUCUGUGUACCUGCGCUGGUCAUCUGACCACGCCUAUAACCGGAAGGGUUUUAAGAUUCGGUAUUCAGCCCCCUACUGCAGCCUGCCUAAGGCUCCACUCCACGGCUUCAUCCUGGGCCAGACAACCACCCAGCCGGGCGGCUCCAUCCACUUCGGAUGCAACACAGGCUACCGUUUGGUGGGACACAGCAUGGCUAUCUGUACCCGACACCCGCAAGGCUACCACCUAUGGAGUGAGGCCAUUCCUCUCUGUCAAGCUCUUUCCUGUGGUCUCCCUGAUGCUCCCAAAAAUGGAAUUGUGUUUGGCAAGGAGUACACCGUGGGGACUAAGGCUGUGUACAGCUGCAAUGAAGGCUACCAUCUCCAGGCGGGUGCCGAGGCCACCGCAGAGUGUCUGGAUACUGGCCUGUGGAGCAACAGCAAUGUCCCCCCUCAGUGUGUCCCUGUGACUUGUCCUGAUAUCAGCAGCAUCAGUGUGGAGCACGGCCGGUGGAGGCUCAUCUUUGAGACCCAGUAUCAGUUCCAGGCCCAGCUGAUGCUCAUCUGUGACCCUGGCUACUACUACACGGGCCAAAGGGUCAUCCGCUGCCAGGCCAACGGGAGGUGGAGCCUGGGAGAGUCGAUGCCCACCUGCCAAAUCAUCUCCUGUGGAGAGCUCCCCACACCCCCAAGUGGGCACCGCAUUGGAACUAUGUCUGUCUAUGGGGCGACUGCCAUCUUCUCCUGCAAUUCCGGAUAUACACUGGUGGGCUCCAGGGUGCGGGAGUGCAUGGCCAAUGGACUCUGGAGUGGCUCUGAAGUCCGCUGCCUUGCUGGACACUGUGGGACUCCAGAGCCCAUUGUCAACGGACACAUCAACGGGGAAAACUUCAACUACCGAGGCAGCGUGGUGUACCAGUGCAGGGCUGGCUUCCGCCUGAUCGGCAUGUCUGUGCGCAUCUGCCAGCAGGAUCAUCACUGGUCGGGCAAGACCCCUUUCUGUGUGCCAAUUACCUGUGGACACCCAGGCAAUCCAGUCAACGGCCUUACUCAGGGCAGCCAGUUCAACCUCAACGACGUGGUCAAGUUCAUUUGCAACCCAGGAUACAUAGCUGAGGGGGCUGCGAGGUCCCAGUGCCUGGCCAGUGGGCAGUGGAGCGACACACUGCCUACCUGCAGAAUCAUCAACUGUACGGAUCCCGGGCACCAGGAGAACAGUGUCCGGCAAGUCCACACCAGCGGGCCCCACAGAUUCAGCUUCGGCACCACCGUUUCCUACCAGUGCAACCACGGCUUCUACCUCCUGGGCACUCCUGCCCUCAGCUGCCAGGGAGACGGCACCUGGGACCGGCCCCGCCCACAGUGUCUCUUGGUGUCCUGUGGCCAUCCUGGCUCUCCACCUCAUGCCCAAAUGUCUGGAGACAGCUACAUAGUGGGGGCCGUUGUGCGUUACAGCUGCACGGGCAAGCGGACUCUGGUGGGAAACUCCACCCGCAUGUGUGGACUGGACGGACACUGGACAGGCUCCCUCCCCCACUGCUCAGGAACCAGCACAGGAGUUUGUGGUGACCCAGGGAUCCCAGCCCAUGGCAUCCGCCUAGGAGACAGCUUUGCCCCAGGCAGUGUAAUGCGCUUUAGUUGUGACGCUGGCCACGUGCUCCGGGGAUCUUCCGAGCGAAUGUGUCAAGCCAAUGGCUCCUGGAGCGGGUCGCAGCCUGAGUGUGGAGUGAUCUCAUGUGGGAACCCCGGAACUCCAAGCAAUGCCCGAGUGGUGUUCAGCGAUGGCCUGGUGUUCUCCAGUUCCGUUGUCUAUGAGUGUCGUGAAGGCUACUAUGCCACGGGCCUGCUCAGCCGACACUGCUCUGUCAAUGGCACCUGGACAGGCAGUGACCCUGAGUGCACAGUUAUAAACUGUGGUGACCCUGGGAUUCCAGCCAAUGGCAUCCGGCUGGGCAAUGACUUCAGGUACAACAAGACUGUGACAUACCAGUGUGUCCCCGGCUAUGUGAUGGAAUCACACAGAGUGUCUGUGCUGAGCUGCACCAAGGACCGGACCUGGAACGGUACCAAGCCGGUUUGCAAAGCUAUCAUGUGCAAACCUCCUCAGCUCAUCCCGAAUGGGAAAGUGGUGGGGUCUGACUUCACGUGGGGCUCUAGCGUGAGCUAUGCCUGCCUGGAGGGAUACCAGCUCUCCCUGCCUGCCGUGCUCACCUGCGAGGGAAACGGAUCCUGGACCGGAGAGCUGCCUCAGUGCUUCCCGGUGUUCUGCGGAGACCCAGGGGUCCCCCCUCGAGGGAGGAGAGAGGACCGAGGUUUCUCCUACAGGUCAUCUGUGUCCUUCUCCUGCCACGCUCCUCUGGUGCUGGUGGGCUCCCCACGGAGGUUUUGCCAGUCAGACGGGACGUGGAGUGGCACACAGCCCAGCUGCAUAGAUCCCACGCUGACCACAUGUGCAGAUCCUGGCAUGCCGCAGUUUGGAAUACAGAACAGCUCCCAAGGCUAUCAGGUUGGGAGCACGGUGCUAUUCCGUUGUCAGAAAGGUUACCUGCUUCAGGGAUCCACCACCAGGACCUGCCUUCCCAACCUGACCUGGAGUGGAACCCCACCUGACUGUGUCCCCCACCACUGCAAACAACCAGAGACGCCCACACACGCCAAUGUCGGGGCCCUGGACCUGCCAUCCAUGGGUUACACACUCAUCUACUCCUGCCAGGAGGGCUUCUCCCUCCGGGGUGGCUCCGAGCACCGUACCUGCAAAGCCGACGGCAGCUGGACAGGCAAACCGCCCGUCUGCCUGGCAGAGGUCCGGCCCAGCGGGAGACCCAUCAACACAGCCCGGGAGCCUAUGCUCACCCAAGCCUCAGUUCCAGGGGAUGUUUUUGCCAAGAACUCCUUGUGGAAAGGGGCCUAUGAAUACCAGGGGAAGAAGCAGCCAGCCAUGCUUAGAGUCACCGGCUUCCAGGUAGCCAACAGCAAGGUCAACGCCACCAUGAUCGACCACAGUGGGGUGGAACUGCAUUUGGCAGGAAACUAUAAAAAGGAAGAUUUCCGCCUCCUGCUUCAAGUCUACCAGGUCACGGGGCCUGUGGAGAGCUUUGUGAAUAAGUUCAAAGAUGACCACUGGGCGUUAGAUGGCCAUGUUUCCUCGGAGUCUUCUGGAGGCACCUUCGUCUACCAAGGCUCCGUCAAGGGCCAAGGCUUUGGGCAGUUCGGCUUUCAAAGACUUGACCUCAGGCUGUUGGAGUCAGAUCCCGAGUCCAUCGGCCGGCACUUUGCUUCCAACAGCAGCUCAGUGGCCGCCGCCAUCCUGGUGCCUUUCAUCGCUCUCAUCAUCGCCGGCUUCGUCCUCUAUCUCUACAAGCACAGGAGAAGACCCAAAGUCCCAUUCAAUGGCUAUGCUGGCCACGAGAACACAAACGUGCGGGCCACAUUUGAGAACCCCAUGUAUGACCGCAACAUCCAGCCCACAGACAUCAUGAGCAACGAGGCGGAGUUCACAGUCAGCACGGUGUGUACUGCGGUAUAGCCCCCAGGCCUGGCUGCAGCUGCCACCGCCACCGAGUGCCCCGCCGCCAGCAGCCGGUGAGAUUCGGGGGCUGGAGAGGGUGGGAGACAGACCGGCUCUGCAGGGGACACAGUGACCUGUGUACACACUGCUCCUGCACACAGGGGCACCCCACCACCACAGGCAUGGAGAGCUGGCCAGUAGCAUUAGGACCCUCACUGCAGAUGAGAAAACUGAAUUUAAGCACGUGAACAUUAACAAACUUGAACAAGGCCAUGUAUCUAAGAAGAGUGGGUCAGAAUCCGAACUGCAAUAGGAAAGCUGACCCACAAGGGAAUCAAAGAUAUAACCCGAAAGAAGCCAGGCGGGUGUGGCAAACCACCCGUUGGGGAAGUAGAGAGAGGAGGAGGUGUCAGGAGCAAGAUGGUGGCCAGACUAGUUGAUAUGUGAAGGGACCAGAAUCAACAUCUGGCCUCCACAUACAUACAUGCAUGCAUGAGCACUGCACUUUGUGUUGCCUGUGCAUAUGCAAACAUGCAGACACCACACACACAUGCACAAGCAUGCAUGCACACAUGUAUGCACUUGUGCAUGAACAUGUGCACUGCACACACACUGACACACACACACACAUGGGGGUUGGUGGGUAAUUAAUGCUCUGCCACUGUGCACACUCCCUACAUGUUCCCAUCCCCAGUUGGAGAAGACUAAAAUCCAAAAGCGAAAGACAGAACCAACUGAUGCCCUUCUGUUCUUUCCUCCUGCUUGGCUUUGCCUCUUUGCCACCCCUCACCCUUCCACUCCUGUUCCCACCCCCACCUCACCCCUCCUUCCUCUCUUCCACCUACCUGCUGUGGUCUGUUGGUUCCCAGCUCCCCCCAGGGGGCAGGAAGGAGCUCCCCUGAGCACAGCGCCCAGUGCCCAUCUUCGUCUGUCCCUCCGCCUACGUCUGCCACUGCUGGGCCUCGGGCCCUUGCCUGCCCUGCCUCCAUCUGUGCUCGUCACCCUGGAGAGGACUCCACGAUGCCCUGCGUUGGGCAGCAGAGGAAGAGGGCUGCAGCUGGAGGGAGGCAGAUGGAUGCAGACAGCAGAGUGAAUGAUGGGUGUGCACCUGAGCGCACACAGCCUCUCCUUCACUGUGUCCUACAGAAGAGACCACAGAGGCUUAAGAAAGGGAAGCGUGUGUAUGCGUGUGCGUGGGUGCAUGGGUGGGUGGGUGUGUGUAUUGCGUGUGUGUGUGUGUGUGAAAGAUGCCCUAGACACUGUCCCCACAAACCCAGAGGAGAUGAUGAGAAAAGCAUCAUUGCCUCUCAAACCAAUGUGUCCCCAUGUGUAGGGACAUGAAGAAUGAGUAAGAAGGUCACAUCUCAUGGGAGGUAGCAUGCAGAAGCCACCUGGCUGCAGGGGUGGCCCCAUUUGCACAUCGAUAGCAAGGAUUACCUGGAAGAAAAGGGGGGACGUUCUUCAGAUAUAAUUAGGUAAUCAAUGCAAUUGUUUUUUUAACCAUAAUGACACUGAGUUCUAAGCCCAGUGAGUUAAGAAGUUAUUUGGGGUCCUGGGCAUCUUUGGAAACGAAGGGUAAAGUCAUGGUGGAGUGGGGGAUACAGCAGGAAUCUGACUCAGGAGCCUGGCAUCACCUCUGACUGUCAGCUGACCACAAGAAGAGAAAAAGACCUCUACAGACCAGACAGCACACCCUGGAGAGGACAGGAGCAAACCAGCCCUGGCUCCCAAAAGGUGGCAGCCACCGCUUGCUGACUUAUUCUCCGUGCCUGACUCUUUAUGUGUCACUUCUAGUUCUUCAAACACCACCAAAGCAGGACUCGCUGUUUCCAUUCAGGGGUCAGGGAAGAUGGACGCAUGAGCCACAAAAUACGCAGGAGGUGUAGGUGUAAACGCGAAUCUCUCUGACCCUGAUGUCCGCUGCACCUGCUACCAGAAUACCCAGGUCUACAGUGGGCACCAAAGGCAGGAAGGGAGGGGAGUCUCAACAAGAAGAUGUGUGUGUCUAAUCUGGAUGCUGCCGUCUGUGCCUGGGCAGCACCAGAUGAAGCACCCAGUGCCCCAGCCUCCUGAAUUGGUGCUCGCCUCUUGGCUUCCAACAGCCCGCAACCACAGCAGAGGACCUGGCAGCUCCUUAAUCAAGAGAACGGAGCAAAAAUCCCAUUCUCUCCAGCUCCUGGCGGGUGUCUCAGAGUCAUUUAGGCCAGUGUUUCUCAACCUGUGGAUCACGACCCCUUUGUGGGUCAAGUGUCCCUUUCACAGGCCUAAGACCAUCCUGCAUAUCAGAUAUUUACAUUAUAAUUCAUAACAGUAGCAAAAUUACAGUUAUGAAAAGGCAACAAAAAAUUUUAUGUUGGGGGGUCACCAUCACGUGAGGAACUGUAUUAAAGGGCGGCAGCGACAGGAAGGUUGAGAACCACUGAAUUAGACAAUGUCACUGUGUUUAGGUCAUUAAUGAAUUCCUUAUGAGUGUGGUCGGGAAGCUCGUGAGUUUAGAAAUCAACAUAAUAACAUUUAGAUUCACCUUUCCCGUGUCUUACGGAAGGUCCCCAUGAGCAUACACCCCUGCUUCUGUGUGAACCGCAGUCUCCGACGCUUGUAGGACAUAUUGAAAUAACAAAUAGAAUGUGUGUGGGGAUGGACGGGGAGAGCCAUGCAGUUCACAGGAACAAUUAAAAGAGCUCGAUGAUGGACGGGCUGAAGUGAGGGGGUCUCCAUUUCCAGCAGGAGCAUCAAAGACCACAAGGGCAGGCCCACUCCUGCCCACACACCCUCUGGCCCUCUGGGACUUAGCAUCCCUGCAUCGGGUGGGAGAGGACCAGUCUAGACAAACUUGUUCAUGCCCAUUCUGCCCUUGAUGGUGAAUGCAGGAGGUUUUCGGGCUCCUUCCCCCCUCCUCCCCAGAGCUAGUCCAGUCUGCUCACCCAGCCCUGCCUCCUCCCCUCCCACUGUGUGUGCUUGGGAGGUCCCAGGAGACACUCAAGGAGCAAAGGCUGGUGGGCACCCAGCAUCUGCUGUGUGUUACCCUCUCUCUGGCUUUGGGCACUUUUUCUUCAUCCCCAGAGGCUCAGAAGAGAACUAGGCAGAUUAAGCCCUUCACCCACCAUCCCUGUAUCUACCACCUCCAUCCCACGAGGAAAAAAAAAAAGUAAAACAAAAACAAAAAAAAAAUCUUUUGUACAGAGAUAUAUUUUUAUUAUACAAAGUUUGUACAGUACCAAAAAAAGACAGGAAAAAAAGGUGUACAUUUUUUUUCAUUAUUGUAGGUAAAUGGUGUGGGAGCCUUUUUUGUAAAUGUAAUAAAAUGUAUAAAUAUGGUUUUCAGAAAGCAUCCCUGCUGUAAAUAUGUAAUCUACACCCCUUCUCGGCUUGUCUGCAGUCUGUGCAUUUAAUUUAUCUCUCCCUGUAUAUGAGGCUUCCCCUAGGGUUCUGCGUUAUGGGACUUUCCGGAAUUUGAAAGCAAUUUUAAAUUUUUUGAAUUCAAAUAAAAUAUAAAUUUUUGCAUUGGUUUUCUUA
Mus musculus (house mouse) is the source of this 15890-nucleotide messenger RNA. RefSeq names its product CUB and Sushi multiple domains 2 (gene Csmd2). The record is from RefSeq and is a predicted model, not a curated record. Bases 1554 to 12392 code for a protein of 3612 amino acids. The transcript is spliced from 70 exons. Gene Ontology annotation, cellular component: membrane. NCBI's taxonomy places the organism in Eukaryota, Metazoa, Chordata, Mammalia, Rodentia, Muridae.